Molecule: messenger RNA, 1413 nt
Organism: Papilio polytes (common Mormon)
Lineage: Eukaryota; Metazoa; Arthropoda; Insecta; Lepidoptera; Papilionidae
Gene: MAPk-Ak2
Product: MAP kinase-activated protein kinase 2
Exons: 8
Coding region: 226-1269 (347 amino acids)
Biological process (GO): protein autophosphorylation; peptidyl-serine phosphorylation; intracellular signal transduction
Cellular component (GO): nucleus; cytoplasm
Molecular function (GO): calcium/calmodulin-dependent protein kinase activity; mitogen-activated protein kinase binding; ATP binding
Source: RefSeq, a predicted model, not a curated record
GUUAUGGUUGACAUCAUUGCUUGGCUUGAUUUGAUUGUUCAGCUCUGCGCACGGCAGAUUUGUCAUUCUUAAAGAAUUAGAUAAAAGUAGAAAAUACGUUAUUGUGGAACAAUUAAGAUUUUCUUAUUUUAAUAUAUACUGUGUGAAAUAGAGUGCGCGUUAUCAAGUGUCGUGUCCUCUUGUUAGGCUACGUAUGUUCAGUUUAAAUCAGUGCUGCAAAUAAAAAUGAAUAAUAUCGCCAGAACCCCGAAGACAUCACCAAUAACUGAUGAUUAUGACAUCUCAAACACAGUUCUUGGUCUUGGAAUUAAUGGGAAGGUGGUCGAGUGUAAAGAGAAAAGAACCGGUGCUAAACGUGCACUGAAGGUUUUACACGACAGCGCGAAAGCAAGACGCGAAGUCGAGCUGCAUUGGAGAGCGAGUGGCUGUAUACACAUCGUUGAGAUAAUAGAUGUAUAUGACAAUACCUACGCUGGGAAGAGAUGUCUGCUUGUUGUGAUGGAGUGUAUGGAUGGCGGGGAGCUGUUCCAGAGGAUCCAGGAUAAUAGAGAGGGAGCCUUUACAGAAAGACAAGCUGCUGAGAUAAUGCACUCGAUAUGUGUUGCCGUUCGUCACCUACAUGACUCGGAUAUCGCUCACAGAGACAUCAAACCUGAGAAUCUGCUCUACACCAGUAUGGAGCCUAAUGCGAUAUUAAAAUUAACCGACUUUGGCUUCGCUAAGGAGACCCUUUCACAGGCGGAUACUCUACAAACACCCUGUUAUACGCCGUAUUACGUCGCUCCAGAGGUCUUAGGUCCAGAAAAAUAUGACAAGUCCUGUGAUAUCUGGUCUCUAGGCGUUGUCAUGUACAUCUUGUUGUGCGGCUUCCCGCCGUUCUACUCUAACCACGGCCUCGCUAUAUCACCGGGGAUGAAAAAGCGAAUCCGUCUCGGCCAGUACGACUUCCCAGAACCGGAGUGGUCCAAUGUGUCCGCGGAAGCCAAGAAUCUGAUCCGCGGCAUGCUGUCUGUGGACCCCGCCAAACGACUCACCAUACACCAGGUGAUGUCAAGUCCGUGGGUGCGGCAGUUCGCGCAGGUGCCGCAGACGCCGCUGUACACGCACGCGCUGCUGCGCGACGCGGGCGAGGCGUGGGCCGACGUGCAGGACGAGAUGACGCGCUCGCUCGCCACCAUGCGCGUCGACUACGACCAGGUACAAAUUAAAGCUUUGGAACAGAGUAACAACUCCCUACUAAAUAAGAGAAGAAACAAAGUGGGUGCCUGAGAUUCUCUCGAGGGAGGGACAUGAGGCCCCCCCUACCUCCGACUGACGUCAUCACAUCACAAUGACUUAAGUAAAUUAAUUUUACAAAUUUCUUUUUUGUCAAAUUUGCUAUGACUUUUUUUUGUAUGAAUUUAUUUUGCAGUU